Nyctereutes procyonoides (raccoon dog) is the source of this 5894-nucleotide messenger RNA. It is a transcript of the gene PPIG, whose product is annotated as peptidylprolyl isomerase G. The coding region runs from base 306 to 2567 and encodes 753 amino acids. Gene Ontology annotation, biological process: protein folding; protein peptidyl-prolyl isomerization. The transcript has 14 exons. The record is from RefSeq and is a predicted model, not a curated record. Gene Ontology annotation, molecular function: peptidyl-prolyl cis-trans isomerase activity. Gene Ontology annotation, cellular component: nucleus. NCBI's taxonomy places the organism in Eukaryota, Metazoa, Chordata, Mammalia, Carnivora, Canidae.
UGCUCGGUGCCCGCACAAGCCCGCCCCGGGGGGGCCGUGGCGCUGGCCUUGCAGCUGCGGCCGCUGCCGGAGCCUCCCGGGCCGGGGAGACGGUCCUCCCCCUCCGGCCCCCGCCCUCUGCACUUGGGCGCACACCUCCCUCCCUGACGCAUUUUGCCGCACAAGCUGUAACAUGGCGGCAGCGACGGCGGCCUGAACUCUAGGGAGCAAGGGUGAUUUUCUUUCUGAUGCUUCGAAAUCGAGUGAAAGGAUUGGAUUAGUCUGCCCUUGAUUUUUGUCUAUUUAAAGGUUGAAAUACUGAAGCCAUGGGAAUAAAGGUUCAGCGUCCUCGAUGUUUUUUUGACAUUGCCAUUAAUAAUCAACCUGCUGGAAGAGUUGUCUUUGAAUUAUUUUCUGAUGUGUGCCCCAAAACAUGCGAGAACUUUCGUUGUCUUUGUACAGGUGAAAAGGGGACGGGGAAAUCAACUCAGAAGCCAUUACAUUAUAAGAGUUGUCUUUUUCACAGAGUUGUCAAGGAUUUUAUGGUACAAGGUGGUGACUUCAGUGAAGGAAAUGGACGAGGAGGGGAAUCUAUUUAUGGUGGAUUUUUUGAAGAUGAGAGUUUUGCUGUUAAACACAACAAAGAAUUUCUCUUGUCUAUGGCCAACAGAGGGAAGGAUACAAAUGGUUCACAGUUCUUCAUAACAACGAAGCCAACGCCUCAUUUAGAUGGGCAUCAUGUUGUUUUUGGGCAAGUGAUAUCUGGUCAAGAAGUUGUGAGAGAAAUAGAAAACCAGAAAACAGAUGCAGCUAGCAAACCAUUUGCUGAGGUGCGGAUACUCAGUUGUGGAGAGCUAAUUCCCAAAUCUAAAGCUAAGAAAGAAGAAAAGAAAAGACAUAAGUCAUCCUCCUCCUCCUCCUCUUCAUCCAGUGACUCAGAUAGCUCAAGUGAUUCUCAGUCCUCUUCUGAUUCUUCCGAUUCAGAAAGUGCUUCUGAAGAGAAAUCAAAAAAAAGAAAAAAGAAACAUAGGAAAAAUUCCCGAAAACACAAGAAAGAAAAGAAGAAGCGAAAGAAAAGCAAGAAAAGUGCAUCUAGUGAAAGUGAGACUGAAAAUCUUGAAGCACAACCCCAGUCUACUGUCCGUCCAGAAGAGAUCCCUCCUAUACCUGAAAAUAGAUUCCUAAUGAGAAAAAGUCCUCCUAAAGCUGAUGAAAAAGAGAGGAAAAACAGAGAAAGAGAGAGAGAGAGAGAGUGUAAUCCACCUAACUCCCAGCCUGCUUCAUAUCAGAGGCGACUUUUAGUUACUAGGUCUGGCAGGAAAAUUAAAGGAAGAGGACCAAGGCGUUACCGAACUCCUUCUAGAUCCAGAUCAAGGGAUCGUUUCAGACGUAGUGAGACUCCUCCACAUUGGAGGCAAGAGAUGCAGAGAGCACAAAGAAUGAGGGUAUCAAGUGGUGAAAGAUGGAUCAAAGGGGAUAAGAGUGAGUUAAAUGAAAUAAAAGAAAAUCAAAGAAGCCCAGUUAGAAUAAAAGAGAAAAAAGUAAUUGAUCACAGGCAUGUGUCUGAGAGUCCAAACAGAAAAAAUGAAAAGGAAAAGAAAGUUAAAGAUCACAAAUCUAACAGCAAAGAGAGAGACAUCAGAAGAAAUUCAGAAAAAGAUGAGAAGUAUAAUAAAAACAAAGUGAAGAAAAGGGCCAAAUCUAAAAGUAGGAGUAAAAGCAAAGAGAAAUCAAAGAGUAAAGAAAGAGAUACAAAGCAUAAUAGACAUGAAGAAAAGAGGAUGAGGUCAAGGAGUAAAGAAAGGGAUCAUGAGAUUAUUAAAGAAAAAGAAAAGUCUGAUUCUAAAGGAAAAGAUCAGGAAAGGAGUAGAAGUAAAGAGAAGUCUAAACAGUUAGAAUCAAAGAGUAAUGAGCAUGAUCAUAAUAAAAGUAAGGAAAAAGAUAGACGUGCACAGUCUAGGAGUAGAGAGCGUGAUACAACUAAAGGCAAGCACAGUUACAACAGUAGAACAAGGGAACGGAGCAGAAGUAGGGACAGGAGCAGAAGAGUGCGAUCUAGAAGCCAUGACCGAGAUCGCAGCAGAAGCAAGGAUUAUCAUAGAUACAGAGAACAGGAAUACAGGAGAAGAGGAAGGUCUCGAAGCCGAGAGAGAAGAGCAACACCAGGAAGAUCAAGAAGUAAAGAUAGGAGACGGAGAAGGAGAGAUUCACGGAGCUCAGAGAGGGAAGAAAGUCAAAGUAGAAACAAGGAAAAAUACAGAAACCAAGAAAGUAAGAGUUCACACAGAAAAGAAAAUUCUGAGGGUGAGAAGAGAAUGUACUCUAAAAAUCGUGAUCAUAAUAGCUCAAAUAACAGGGAAAAAAAGGCUGAGAGAGAUCAAAGUCCAUUCUCAAAAAUAAAACAAAGUAGUCAGGACAAUGAAUUAAAGUUCUCCACAUUGAAAAAUAAGGAUGACGAGAAGACCAGAUCCUCAGUGGAAAAAGAAAACCAAAAAUCAAAGGGUCAAGAAAAUGACCACAUACAUGAUAAAAAUAAAAAAUUUGAUCAUGAAUCAAGCCCUGGAACAGAUGAAGACAAAAGUGGAUGAGUGAGUUGUGUAAACUUAUUUCCAUUCUGUCUCAAAUUUUAAGUUUUAGAGACUUGCUGAUGAAUCUCCUUUAUGUUGUUUUCCUCUUUUCAUUGUUUUUGGGGUUUAUGUUUGUCUUUUUUUUUUUUUUUUUAAUGUGGACUUCAUUGAGUUGAUCUUUUGAUAAUCUGCAACCUGGAUAAUUUGUACUGCUAAAGUUUUAAUAAACUUGAAAUGAGAAAAACACUUUGGUGUAAUACUGUGUGCUGUGUUUAACUAUUUCAUGUAUGCAUUUUUGUGUUGCAACAAUCAGCCAGUAGCAAGUAUCCUAUUCUACAUCCCAGUUUGUGUGAUCAGCCAGUUCAAAACAAGCAUAACUGAUUGUUGGAAUACAUUGUUACAGAAGCUUGUGUUUCUCAUGAUUAAAGUAUCUUUAGAAGCCACUAGAUAGAAGAAAUCUUGUAUAGAUUUUAUGGUUGCAUUUAAAUAGAGGCUUGCAGCGGCUGCAGCUUUUAAUUAAACAGAAAAGCAGGAUCCUAAUAAUUUGAGAUCUUAGGUCAUCACUUUUUAUUUUAUAGUAAUUUGUGCUUUAAAAGUUACUUAUAUUGCACUUCCUAUGUUCUUUAUAAUUCCACUAAUAGCUUGAUUCAUACUAAUAUUUUUCCUGACUAGUUUUGUUUCACUUGUCUACAAAAAUAAUUACUUUUUUCAGCUGAUAUAGGAUUAAGUUUGAUUUGCUGUUAUACAGCAUCUGACAGGAACUAUACCUUGGAAAUUCAGCUUGUAAUUCUCAAUUCUAUGUUGCUUUUGGUCUCAAAAGAUGAAAUUUUUGCUUUGGGGAACAUUGCGUUAUUAUUAUUCUCAUUACCUUUCUCUAAAAUGAAGAUAUUUUUCUCACUAAAACAUACCACUUGUGCAGGUCUUUAUGUGAGAUUCUAAAAAUUGUUAGUAUUGACAUACUAACUUCCGAGAUCUCUUUUUUGGCCACUGGUCUAUAUAGAGUUGAGUGUUAAUUCUGCAUGGUACUUGUUUUGUUUUUGUUUAUGUUUUGUUUUUUUUUUAACUUAAGCUGGCUUCUCUAACUCAUAGUAGUGAAUUUCAAAUGGCAAGAAAAUGCAUCUUUUCUAUAUAUGUAUCACAAUAGGGUAUAGCAUGUUUAUGACUCUGGUUUCUUUCUAUUCAGAUGGCCUUCUACCAUUACUGUUAACAUUGUUUUAGCUUGGCAUGUGUAACAUUGCCACAUAGAGUAGAGUAGAAAGUUGCAAAAUUUGAUAGCUUACGGAGUUAAACAAUAAAAGAUACCCAAAGUCCAUUUAGAAUUUUGUGUGUUGUAUAUUGCUAUUUUUGUGAUGUGUGGCCUUUUUUCCUGUAAUUUCUCUUCUAAAUAAAAAAUAAAAUAUUGAACAUCCAGCAAACAGAAAACCUUCCUCAUUUGAGAAGAAAUUUCAGAAAUUAAUAGUAGCCUUUAGAGUGUUUUGUACUUUAAUAUUUGUCAAUGUAGUGUCAGCUCUUUUACCAGGGUAACUUCUUGGUAAAUCCAGUAAUUAGACUCAGUGCUGUUUGUACUGAGCAAAGCAGUGCUUAACAUAUUUCCCAUUAUUGAUUAAUACAGUAAUGACACAUUUGGCAUUGUGGUAGUUGUUUCCAUAAUGAAUAAUAGGUAAUGAUUAUAAGAUUGUUUGGAAUAUCUUGAAGCAAAUAUCCACAAUGAAGUCUUUUCUAAAUUUUUUUUCCUGACGAUAAAAGUGAUAGAUGUUUAUGAUAAUCUGGGAUGAUUGAUUUCUUAGAGACUGACCACAAACCUACCUUGAGUUCCCAAGCUGUAUAAUCUGUUACAUAUCUUAAAUUAGUUAUUGUCUUAAAUUCAGUAAAUUGCAUUUUAAAAAUCUCGUUAUAAACUAUUUGAGCUUUAAGAAAGGUGCUAUUUAAGAAAGGAUUUCUAAUAACAACAAAGACCCAUGCUAAGUAAAAAUACUUAUUACAUGUUGUCUGAUUGUAAAGCUUUACUAAGAAUUAUAGACAAGUAACCAUAGGGGAAAAAGUAAUUUCUAUAAGUAGUAUUCUGUUGUGGUUUUCAAAAGAGCAACUCCAUUCUAAGCAUUUAUAGACAUUUAAAAACUGUUAGUUUUUACAGUAGAACAGAUAUAGUGAAGAAAUUGAAAGAUGACAAUCAGGUAGAUUUUAUUUUCAGAAUACAAAAAAACAUUUAGAAAAUAAUUAAACAGCAUUAACUCUAUGUUGUCUGCCUUUGCAUCAGAAUAGCACAUAGCUCAAACAGUCCUUUUAUUAAUUUUUUUUAGUUUUAUUAUAUUUUUAAUAGUUGUGUCACCUUUAGCUUUUAUUUUGAAUAUCCUCUUUCCAGAAAGACGGCUCUUUCUUUCCUGUCAAAUUGAUUUUAUAGUUCUGUCUGAGCUUACGGUUUACCUCAAACUAUCUUUGACUUGAUAUCCUCUAAAGAUAUUUAAUAGGUUUAUUCUAUUGUUUGGCAAGUUCUGAGUUUUUUUUCAUGAUUAUUUCAUUCUUUUUUUGGGGUAAACCAUCUGCCACAGAAAUUGACACUACAGAGAGAUUAAUGUUCAGUAGAGAAUCUGCUGGAUUGCUUUAAAAUAUUUUUAAAUCACAGUUAAUGAGUUCAUAAGACCAUUGUAGUUUCUAAUAGAGUACCUUAAAGCCCUCACAGAAGUUUCAAAGAAUGUGUCUGAUAAAUCUUUGUACAAGUAUGGCACUGAUUCAUAUUGGCUUUGCUGAAUGGCCUUUGAUUCUUGUGCCCGGUAGAAGGUAUUAAACUGAAAAGUGAACAUUUCUUAAUAUUGUAGAAAGGAACACAUUGGGUUUCGGUAUUUUGAGUAGUGAUGUUAAAGGACGAUUCUAAUUUGUUUUCACGUUAAUAUAUGGAACAAGUUAGUAUGGGUUUUUUUAGUAUCUCACUGUGCUUUACUCCAGGUAGCAAUUUUUUUCAUCACAAUUUGAAUCUUUUAUAGUAAAUUUCCAUAGUAACUUGUUCCCUUUACCUUCACCAGAAGGUACUUUAAAUAUUAUACAUGAUAUAUAGUUGAUUGUUAUAAAAAUACAUAAAAUGGGUAAUUUCCUGUCUUCUGGUCAUGCUUAUUGUAAUUAUUCAGUUUAGUAUUUCAUACAUUUACAGAUGAAUAAACUCCAAGGAUUAUAGAUUUAUAACCUGUUUAUUGUGAAAAGUUGUUUUGUUGCAAUAGUUAAAAAUUAAUAAACUCUAGGAAGUGCAGCAUUGACUGACACCUACCCAUAGUGGGUUUCCCAGCUACCUUUAAAGGCUUCAGACAUGCAAACUGGCCUGUGGUAUGAUACAAGAAGUAAAUAUUAAAAGAAAAA